Molecule: messenger RNA, 1002 nt
Organism: Acanthamoeba castellanii str. Neff
Lineage: Eukaryota; Discosea; Longamoebia; Acanthamoebidae
Product: 3-ketodihydrosphingosine reductase
Exons: 7
Coding region: 1-1002 (333 amino acids)
Biological process (GO): sphingolipid biosynthetic process
Cellular component (GO): endoplasmic reticulum membrane
Molecular function (GO): 3-dehydrosphinganine reductase activity
Source: RefSeq, a predicted model, not a curated record
AUGGAGUGGUGGGCUCUCGCUCUCGUGGUGGCCGUUGUGGUGGUCGUCCUUAUGGUGGCGCUGCACUACGCGACCGCACCCGCACGCUACGCUCCGGCUGGCAAGCACGUCCUCAUCACUGGCGGCAGCAGCGGCAUCGGCAAGGCCACCGCCAUUCGCCUGGCCCGCCUCGGCGCCAACAUCACCAUCCUCGCCCGCACCCGUUCAACGCUGGAGGCGGCGGCAGAGGAGAUCAGGGCCGAGCGCCAGGACGCGCAGAAGCAGUUCGUGGAGGUCCUCUCCGUCGACGUCGCCGACGACGCCCAAGUUCAGCGCGAGAUCGCCCGCCACAUCGAACAGUUCGGUCCGGUGGACGUGCUGAUCACGAGCGCGGGAGCGACGCGGCCCACCCACUUCGACGAGAUUGACGUGGCCACCUUCCGCCAGCUCAUGGACAUCAACUACCUCGGCACCGUCUCCUGCGUCAAGGCCGUCCUGCCUCAUAUGAAGGAGAGGAGGGCCGGCAGGAUCAUCUUCAUCAGUUCGAUGGCGGGGCUGUCGGCGACCUUUGGCUACGCGGCCUACGCGCCCACCAAGUGGGCGCUCAAGGGACUCGCCCAGUCGCUCUCGCAGGAGCUCCUCCCCUACAACAUCUGGCUGUCGCUCUGUUAUCCGCCGGACACGGACACGCCGAUGUUGCGCGAGGAGAACACGUACAAGCCGCCCAUCGCCAAGGUCAUCUCCGAGAGCGGCGGUGUGGUGCCGCCGGACGACGUGGCCAAGGGCAUCGUCGCGGGCCUCAUCAACUACCGAUUCGAGAUGUUCGCCAACUUUGACGGCGAGGCGCUCGGUCUGGUGUCGAGUGGCUUCAACCCGCCGGACACGCUGUUCCGUCUGCUGCUGGAGAUGGUCUCGAUGCCGAUCAUGCGGGCCGUGGCCGUGGGCUACCACCUCAACUGGAACCGCCUCAUCCGCAACCACUUCAACGCCGAGCACGCCCCCAACAAAGACAAACGUGCAUAG